AUGAGCUUUACUGGGCCGAUAAGACGGGGCGUACCUGGGCAAGCCGUGUUGAACGAUAGUGAAGGCGAACGCUUGCUUACAUUUGAUGGAGGAGUGAGGUCCUACUCGAGCGUGCUUCUCAUGCUGGAGCUCAUGAACAAGAUCGCACGAUACGAGAACGUGUUCGAAAACGAAUUCACAUCCUACCCUAGAAAUUUUAACGCCGCAAAUCUUCAUCCAUGUCACUACUUUGACAAGACGUAUGGCACAUCGACUGGGGGAAUAUCAACCAUAGCCCUUAGUCGCCUCCGAAUGGCCGUUCCCGAGACGGUUGACGCUUUUCGCCAGCUGUUGACCGAAAUGUACACGAAUACUCGAAGUGCAAUUCCUCUAGCUACAAAGUACCACCAUAAGCCCUUCGAGCGUGCUCUCCGUCAAAUGAUUCAAACGUACUGCAAACAGCACCAACCCGGUCUUUGCUAUCGCGAAGAGAAAUUCCCAUGGGGGUCAGCGGAGGAGCACGAUACAGACUCACUUUGCCAAACAUUAUGUCUGACUGCUCGGUCCAACGACGGAGCGGCCACCGGCAUAGACGACGAGGCGUAUCUUCUCCGUACAUAUGAUCAUAGAUACAGUCUAGAAACGCCUAAUUUUGUAACACUAUACAAUGACGGGGGUCGAUGA
Mytilinidion resinicola is the source of this 663-nucleotide messenger RNA. RefSeq lists its product as uncharacterized. Gene Ontology annotation, cellular component: membrane. Bases 1 to 663 code for a protein of 220 amino acids. Lineage: Eukaryota; Fungi; Ascomycota; Dothideomycetes; Mytilinidiales; Mytilinidiaceae. The transcript has 4 exons. Gene Ontology annotation, biological process: arachidonate metabolic process. The record is from RefSeq and is a predicted model, not a curated record.